Molecule: messenger RNA, 3233 nt
Organism: Poecilia latipinna (sailfin molly)
Lineage: Eukaryota; Metazoa; Chordata; Actinopteri; Cyprinodontiformes; Poeciliidae
Gene: erap2
Product: endoplasmic reticulum aminopeptidase 2
Exons: 20
Coding region: 435-3002 (855 amino acids)
Biological process (GO): peptide catabolic process; proteolysis
Cellular component (GO): cytoplasm; membrane
Molecular function (GO): metalloaminopeptidase activity; peptide binding; zinc ion binding
Source: RefSeq, a predicted model, not a curated record
CCAACACCCAGAGACCCAGACGGAGGAAGGGAGAAAGACAAUAUAACACAAGUUAAACAUGUCAAGCUGUGUUAGGAUUCAUUAAGCUACAGCAAAGUGAGGGGAAGGCAUUAGGAAUAAUACUGAAACACCUGGACAACCGCCUGCGUUUGGCUGUUACGUCUGAGUGGGCGGUAUCUUAGAAAAGAAAGUGAAACUGAACAGCAGGAGCAUCAAGGAAGCAUGAUGAAGCUAAACUGAUCGAGGUUCAAGAGAAGAAUCCCGGAGGAGUACCCAUUUUAUUUUCAUUUCAUCAACCACUGAUGUCGGGUGGUCCUUACCGCGGUUGACUCCAGUGUUCGGGUUAUGAUUAAAUGAGUUCGGAGCUGAGAGUCGACCUGUCAAACGGGUUGGCGUCAUUUUAAUCAAUUUUGUUCUCAAACAUUCCCUUAACAAUGAUUCCAGUCGGGUUUUUAGUGCUGCUGGCUUUCAGUAUUCAUCUGGUUGGGUCUCAGCCCUCUCAGAGCUCACAGCAGGUAACGAGUCCCCCCAGUCCCACGGCAGAACCUCUGGGCGAUGGUAAUCUGUCCUUCCCCUGGAGCCGUCUUCGCCUCCCAAGGUACAUUGUUCCUCUUCACUACCACCUGCUUCUGCACCCCAACCUCACAACUCUGAGCUUCACUGGCACCGUGCAGAUCCAGAUCGAUGUCCAGAACAAUACAAACUGGGUUGUUUUACACAGCAAGGGUCUUCAAAUCUCUAAGGCCACAAUUUUAGACCAGAACCUUAAUCAUCUGUCUGAUCAGGUUCUUCCAGUUCUUCACAACCCUUCCCACGAGCAAAUAGGCAUUUUUUCUCCAAGGGUUCUCAGCAGCGGCCAGAAGUAUUUCUUGUACAUGGAGUUUGAAGCAGAGCUAGCAGAGGGAUUUUACGGUUUCUAUAAAAGCACCUACAGAACCAGUGAAGGCGAGACCAGAUUCCUAGCUUCCACUCACUUUGAACCCACAAGCGCUCGAAUGGCAUUUCCUUGUUUCGACGAGCCGAGCUUCAAAGCCAAUUUCUCUGUGAGGAUCAGGAGGAGCCGGGACUACAUUUCUCUCUCCAACAUGCCAGUAAUCAAGACAGUACAACUGAAUGGUGACCUUCUUGAAGAUCAGUUCGCCCCGAGCGUAAUGAUGAGCACGUACCUUGUAGCUUUCAUCGUUUGUGACUUCAAGUCUGUCAGUGCAAUGACUUCGUCUGGAGUGAAGGUUUCCAUCUAUGCUGUGCCUGAGAAGUGGAUGCAAACCCACUACGCUUUGGAGGUAGCUGUUAAAAUGCUGGACUUCUAUGAGGAGUACUUCAACAUUCGUUAUCCUUUGCCCAAACAAGAUCUGAUUGCCAUUCCAGACUUCCAGUCUGGUGCGAUGGAAAACUGGGGCCUGACCACCUACAGAGAGACCAGCCUUCUCUAUGACCCCCUCACAUCCUCCAUUUCUGAUAAACUUUGGGUUACUAUGGUCAUUGGUCAUGAACUUGCCCAUCAGUGGUUUGGGAACUUGGUAACCAUGGACUGGUGGAACGACAUCUGGCUGAAUGAAGGAUUUGCCAGAUACAUGGAAUACAUUUCCGUGGAGGCCACCUACCCUGACCUCAAAGUGACAUGUUCAGAAGAUGACUUUACCUCAGCCAAACACUGUUACAGCAGUGACCAGGCCCCCAAGAACGCAUAUCUGUUUGCAGGGGAACACCUCAACCUGACAGCCAUGAUGAACACUUGGACUUUACAGAAAGGGAUUCCUCUGGUGACUGUAACCAGGAAGGGGCCUCGUCUGCUUCUUCGACAGGAUCGAUUUCUGAGGACAGUUCAUCCCUCUGAUCCUCAGUGGCAAGCUGUGCAACAGGGCUUCCUGUGGCAUAUUCCUCUGACAUACAAGACUGAUAUUUCCAGCACCAUCCACAGACAUAUGAUGACUUCUCCCACAGACAGUGUACACAUAGGAGAAGAAGCCAGCUGGGUGAAAAUAAACUCAGAUAUGACCGGCUAUUACGUGGUUCAUUAUGCUGAUGAUGGUUGGGAUGUGAUGGCUAAACUACUGCGGGAAAAUCACACAGCUCUGAGCUACAAGGACAGGACUCACUUGAUACACAAUGCAUUUCAGCUGGUCACAGCGGGGCACCUCCCACUUAACAAAGCUUUGGACCUGAUUGGUUAUCUGCAACUUGAGAAACACACAGUGCCUCUCCUUCAAGGACUGGCUUAUCUGGAAGUUUUCUACCACAUUAUCGAGAAGAGAGAUGAGCCCACUUUAACUAAAAACCUGGAAAAGUACAUCCUGCAGUUUUUCCGUGCCGUCAUCGACCAGCAGACAUGGAGUGACAGCGGCACUGUGUCUGAGCGACGCCUGAGGUCGGAGGUCCUGUCUCUGGCUUGUCACCUGGAAUACCCACCGUGUCUGGAGCGUGCAAACCAACAUUUCAAAGACUGGCUCCAUUCCAACGGAACAUUAAACUUACCUACAGAUGUGGCAGAGACAGUGUUCUCAGUGGGGGCUCAGGAUGACCAUGGCUGGACCUCGCUCCUAAACACGUACAAGAUUUCCCUCUCUGAAGCGCAGAAAAAUAAGAUCCUCUUUGCUUUGUCAACGACCAAAGACACAGACAAGCUGCAAAGACUGCUGGCAAUGGGUCUGGAAGGAGAGGUGAUCCGAUCACAGGACCUGUCUCAUGUUGUUUGGAUGGUGGCCCGUAAUCCAAAGGGACUUUAUCUCGCCUGGAACUUUGUCAAACAGAACUGGGACACAUUGGUUGAAAAGUUUCAGUUAGGCUCCUCCUGCAUCAGGACCAUGAUUGUUGGGACCACAGGGCAGUUUUCAUCUCCAGAGGAGCUCACUGAAGUGCAGUUGUUUUUUGAAUCCAUCAAAGAGCAGUCUUCUCAGCUGAGAGCAACACAACUUGCCUUGGAAAAUGUGCAGAAGAAUAUUCGCUGGGUUCAGAGGAACUUGGAAACACUGAGAAACUGGCUGAAUGAGCAGAUGAAAUGACAGCUAUCUGGGGAGAAAAAAAGCAUCAAAUAUUUUUGAGAAUUUUUGAAAGUGAAACCUAUAUUUUAGGUAAUGAAACAGUUUUGUAAAUGGGAAAUUGUAAAUGUCUGGAAUGUUUUUUGUUAGAGUAAAAGAGUUAUAUGGGAGAUGACAGGAUGUGGGUAUCAUGGACUUUUUGUUGUCAUUGUGUUUCAAAGAGAAAGCAAAGUUAAUUAUUAGAAAAUAAAUGGA